Ustilago hordei is the source of this 396-nucleotide messenger RNA. RefSeq lists its product as uncharacterized. NCBI's taxonomy places the organism in Eukaryota, Fungi, Basidiomycota, Ustilaginomycetes, Ustilaginales, Ustilaginaceae. The transcript has 3 exons. Gene Ontology annotation, cellular component: mitochondrion; cytosol. The record is from RefSeq and is a predicted model, not a curated record. Bases 1 to 396 code for a protein of 131 amino acids. Gene Ontology annotation, molecular function: deaminase activity.
AUGACCACCCCUUACAAAGUCGUUCACACCAACGAAGCUCCCGGUGCCGUCGCACCUUACUCUCAGGCUGUAGUGCACAACGGUGUUGCCUACGUCAGCGGUUGUAUCCCUUUCACCACUGAGAUGAAGCUCGUAGAGGGUGGAAUUGAGGAGCAGACCGAACAGGCUAUGAACAACCUUUUUGCUGUUGUUAAGGCUGCUGGUUCUGAGCCUUCGCACAUUCUCAAGUGCACCAUCUUCAUGAAGGAUAUGAACAACUUUGCUAAGAUCAACGUGAGUCCCGAUCACCGCUUCUCACCUUACAAGCCUGCCCGAUCGGCUGUUGAAGUCGCACGUCUGCCCAAGGACGUUGGUGUCGAGAUCGAGUGCAUUGCUGCUGUCAAGUCUAAUCUCUAA